AUGGGUUUGUCGCGUUCGCGAAGGCAAUCUUCUGAGUGCCUCAGCCCCAGUACACCACCGCCAUCACCUCAACCUUCCUCCGCCUUUGAGGACUUCGAAGUCGACUCUCCUCCCUCGAGGCCUAUGCGCGAGACCUUCCUCUCUGGAACUUCAACACCAAACGGGCACUUGAGCUCCCGACCUCCCUCCAUGACCGAAAUCCUCCUCGAUGUCGCCUCGCCACCGUGGACCCUCAGCGCCUUCAUGGCUUACCUCUCUAGGAACCACUGCCUGGAGAGUCUCGAAUUCACUCUUGACUCACAACGAUAUGCUGCCUUCUACAACGAAAUCAUUACCGAGAACCCGAACCGCACUCAAGAAAGCCAAAACCACGUCUGUGUUUUGUGGGAAAAGCUCAUGCAGGUCUACAUCAACCCUUGCGCUUCAAGAGAGGUGAACCUUCCUGCCCGCAUCCGGGAUCAGCUACUCAACCUCCCCUGUGGCCUGAAUCCUCCCCACCCAUCCCAGCUGGACGAAGCGGGUCAGAUCAUCUACGAACUGAUGAACGAAUCUUUGCUUGUACCCUUCCUUCAAUCAGUUGCUCUCAUGCAGCUUGAUGAACCUUCCGGUGAAACUAUUUAUGAACCUCGGCGACCCUCUAACACCAGCAGCCGCAUUGGUGCGCCUGCUCGCUCAAUGAACUCGAUGCAUCACAUUGAGCCCGACUCUUUGACCGACAACAGCGACCGAAACUCGCCCCCAGCAAUGGAACCCGUGACUCCUCCCACUACCCGGCCCACAUCAGAAUGGGCCUUCAUCACCUCCCCUGGCGGUCUUCAGCGUGCCGUAGCUACACACAACAAAGGAUGGAAAAAGAUGGGUGCCAAGCUGGGCUUCAACCGCAAAAGGUUAGAAGUGGAACCCAAAGACAUCGGAAUCUUUGGCUACUUUUCAGCCGACUACCAGUACUUCUACGUCCAAGUCUCAAGAACACAAGUCGCCAGUCACCAGCGGGUAGCGAUCAAGAUUAACUGUGAGGAUAUGACCUCCCCUUCGACCAUUUCGGAUAGUUGA
Molecule: messenger RNA, 1053 nt
Organism: Fusarium falciforme
Lineage: Eukaryota; Fungi; Ascomycota; Sordariomycetes; Hypocreales; Nectriaceae
Product: RGS domain-containing protein
Exons: 4
Coding region: 1-1053 (350 amino acids)
Source: RefSeq, a predicted model, not a curated record